This is a messenger RNA of Chlorella variabilis, 375 nucleotides long. RefSeq lists its product as hypothetical. The record is from RefSeq and is a predicted model, not a curated record. The transcript is spliced from 3 exons. The annotation marks the transcript as partial. Gene Ontology annotation, molecular function: RNA-DNA hybrid ribonuclease activity; nucleic acid binding. Lineage: Eukaryota; Viridiplantae; Chlorophyta; Trebouxiophyceae; Chlorellales; Chlorellaceae.
UUUGAUGGAGCCUCCAAGCGCAAUCCGGGGCCAGCUGGCUGGGGCGCUGUGCUGUAUGAUGAGGCGACAGGCGUGUCGCGCAUGUGCCAGUACAUGGGCGAUCAGCACACCAACAACCAGGCCGAGUACGCCGGGCUGAUUGCGGGGCUGCAGGCGGCCCUGGAGCUGGGCUGCCGCCGCAUCCCGGGGCAAGGGGACCGCACCCUUAUUAUCCCGGCAGUGCUGGGGGACUGGCAGGUGAAGAAUGAAGGCCUGCGCCCCUACCACGCCGCCGCCACCGCCCUCAUGCACCGCUUCGCCUCCUUCCAGGCGCGGCAGGUGCGGCGGGAGCUCAACCAGGCCGCCGACGCGCUUUCCAACCAGGCCAUAGCCGAC